Molecule: messenger RNA, 379 nt
Organism: Rosa chinensis
Lineage: Eukaryota; Viridiplantae; Streptophyta; Magnoliopsida; Rosales; Rosaceae
Product: transcription factor BHLH089
Exons: 4
Coding region: 12-314 (100 amino acids)
Biological process (GO): regulation of DNA-templated transcription
Cellular component (GO): nucleus
Molecular function (GO): DNA-binding transcription factor activity; protein dimerization activity
Source: RefSeq, a predicted model, not a curated record
UCAGCCAGAGGAUGAAAAUUCUUCAGGAUUUGGUUCCUGGAUGUAAUAAGGUUAUUGGGAAAGCACUUGUUGUUGAUGAGAUUAUUAAUUACAUCCAGUCACUGCAGCGCCAAGUCGAGUUCCUUUCGUUGAACCUUGAAGCAGUCAAUUCAAGGGUGAACAUGAAUCCCGCCAUUGAAGUGUUUCCUUCAAAAGAUCAAUUUGAUGCAGCUGCGUUGUUAUUUGGACCACACACACCAAGGGAGUAUGUGCAGGGCUCGCAAGCCGAAUGGCUGCAUAUGCAGGUUGGUGGUAGCUUUGAAAGAACAACAUAAACUCGGAAUAUAAACUCUUCAAGUCCCAAUUGGUUCGGAAUGUGCUUAAUUAGUUUUGCAUCUGG